Messenger RNA from Cinara cedri, 654 nucleotides. The record is from the annotation of a GenBank genome assembly. NCBI's taxonomy places the organism in Eukaryota, Metazoa, Arthropoda, Insecta, Hemiptera, Aphididae.
AUGGAACAACGUAAUAUUGAACAGCGGUACGCGAUUAAAUUUUGCGUUAAACUCAGCGAUUCCAUUAUGGAAACGUACGAUAAAUUGGUUAAAGUGUUCGGUGAUGAAGCCCUGAGUCGUACUCAGGUGUUUCGAUGGCAUACAAAUUUUAAAAAUGGUCGUGAAAGCGUCGGGGAUGAACCACGAAGUGGGAGACCGGUUGAAGCUUGAACUGACAACAAUGUUCAGCGUGUGUGCACUCUCGUGCAUCAAGAUCGGCGUUUAACCAUUCGACUGUUGGCUGAUGAACUUAAUUUGAAACGAGAAACCGUCAGAAAAAUUUUAACUGAUGAUUUGUCCAUGAAAAAGCUGUGUGCAAAGAUGGUACCGAAGAACCUUUCGGUGGAGCAAAAACACGAACGAAUGUCCAUUUCACAGGAUUGUCUGGAACAGGUUGAAGCUGAUCCAACUCUUCUCGAUCGCGUAAUUACUGGUGAUGAAAGUUGGUAUUUUCAGUACAAUCCCGAAACAAAACGACAAAGUCAACAGUGGCUGUCUCCUGGUACAGCCAGACCGAAGAAGGCGAGAAUGAGCAAAUCAAAAGUGAAAACGAUGAUGAUUUGUUUCUUUGACAGCAAAGGGAUCGUGCACAAAGAGUUUGUACCACCUGGGUAG